GAAGAUCGCAAGCGAAUUAAGAUUUUAUUACUGAACACAAAGAACACCUGUUGCCAGAAAUCAGUCGAUAGAUUUAAGCCUUGGUUGCAAGUUUCAUUAUUGAAACUGAAGUUGUCCGGUCACCACAGCGAUGUCGCCACAUUUUUAUAAGGCGGUGACUCUGUGUGUCGUUAUCGUCUCUUUAUCAGGACACAGAGUGAGAAGAGACGUGAGUGACGGGUGUCAGGGUGCUGAUGGGCGCCACCACGAGGACAAGGAGGUGUUCAAGGUGGGGUGCUUCAAAUACAGGUGUGUCCACGGUCACGCAGCUCUAGAGAGGGGAGGAUGUCCGAACCCGCUCGCAUCUGCUGACUGCCUGGACAUGGGGGAGACCUACCAGAAAGACUGCUCCACCUACACCUGCGUCAUGGAACACGACGACCACUUCAUUCGAAUCACCACCCCCAGGUGCAACGUCAGUAACGAGUGUGUGAAUGUCGACACCAUCACGUAUUGCAACGAGUGCCUCCCUGGCGCCAAUGGACACCCUGUUCUUAACAAAGCAUGCAGAGUGGAGGACAAGUGCUACUCCCUGGGGAGCGUUAUCAGGGAGGACUGUGUCGAUAAGAAAUGUGUUGAAUUGCCAACGGGAGCUGAGUUUCAAGAAAUUCCAUCUCAACCAGAACGCUGCAUGUUGAACCAUGAUGGUGCAUGUCUGGAUGUGGGCACAACUCAUGACUGUCUCACCUGUAACGCCGAUCUGACAAUUACAACAGCUUGUGAGUUCCACGAUCCUGUGGAUGGCAUCAAGUGUGUACCAAAUGGACAAACAUCUCUCCAUCUGUCUGAAGGCAAGAAGCACCGCUGUGAAUGUGGCGUUCUACCCGAUCACACAUCCAUAAUGCACUGCUCAGAACCCAUAAAGGAUUAACAAUGUGUUGGCAUGUAAUCAAGGAUUAAUCACCAAAGUGAACAUCACAGUUAUCUCCUCACUGAACACAAUAAAUCGGUUGAGAGUUACCUAUCUGUACCAGUUGACUCAAGACCAAACGAA
This is a messenger RNA of Haliotis rufescens (red abalone), 1033 nucleotides long. RefSeq lists its product as uncharacterized. Lineage: Eukaryota; Metazoa; Mollusca; Gastropoda; Lepetellida; Haliotidae. The record is from RefSeq and is a predicted model, not a curated record. The coding region runs from base 131 to 910 and encodes 259 amino acids. The transcript has 8 exons.